AUGUAUGUAUAUAUAUAUGCUCAGAAGAGAGCAAUAAACAAAGGAAUAUGGUACGUAAUGACUCUCCCGCUCUUUGGCCUCUCCGUAUCACUCAAUCUUCUCUGGCCACCGGGAGAGUCAAAGUCUCGGUUCCUCAGGGACGGUGCGGUUAGUGCCACAACAUUCUAUGCAGUCACGCUGCUCAGAUGUCUCUUCUUCACUGAUCCUCCCUCUCCCUGCUACAAGGAGUUUACCACAUCGAAGGAGAGGUAUCUUCAGGGUCGGUUCUCGAUUAUUGCCUUACAUGCAGUCAUCGUUUUGCCUCUUAUAUAUAUAAUGUUGAUGAAACGGGUUGUGUUAUCCGCGUCCUUAUUCACCAUCUCGUUGUUCACUGGAGGGAUAGGGCUUAUCCAGCUCUCGGAUAAUAAGCUUAGGAUGGAGAUGAGACGUGGUUUCCUCACGCUCUUCCUCGGAUGGUUGUUUUGUCUAGUUGGCAUCUAUAUGCUUUGUUCAUACGACAUACACAGUACUCAGGAGGGGCGGUCAUUUGAAAUUGCUAUAGUUUGGUCAGUGGAUGAUUAUGUGUUGUUUCAUUUUUUAUUGGGAGGAGGGCGACAAGGUGGACUUGGGCACUUGCUCUGCCGCUUCUGUUCUUGUCUGAUAAGCUUAUGA
Eutrema salsugineum is the source of this 651-nucleotide messenger RNA. RefSeq lists its product as uncharacterized. The record is from RefSeq and is a predicted model, not a curated record. Lineage: Eukaryota; Viridiplantae; Streptophyta; Magnoliopsida; Brassicales; Brassicaceae.